AUGCUCUUUGGACAGGUGAUAGCAAAAAGAGGAAUCCACGUGGCUCCGAAGCUCGCUCUGGAGUCGUCCUUCAGGCAGGAAGGUGUCAGAGGAUUGAUGUCGGCAGAGCAGUUCAAGACCGCCUGGGUCGACUACCAGGACUUCUUGACGAAGAACUUGUCGAUGAAGACAGCCGACACCGAGUACGAGACCCGGUCGCCAAUGGCGAUUGCAAUGAGCACCUCGAAGAAGCCCCACCAGGCGCCGAUUUUCCACUACGCAUCGCAGGCACACAACAACCACUUGUUUUUCCAGCAGCUUAAACACAACGGCGCCAGAACCCCGGUGCAGGAGUCGGACAUCAAGCCGCAGCUCUUGAGGUCGAUUAAAAACACGUUCCAGUCGCUCGAGAACUUCAGAAACGAGUUUCUCUUGGCGGCAGACAUCAUGAGCGGUAACGGAUGGGUGUUUUUGGUGGAAGACCAAAACAAGGAGUUGAAGAUCGUCGCGUGCAACAACGACGGGACGCCUUACUUCUACGGCAGAAACCAGCUGUACGACCUUAACACCGUAUUUGAGUACCAGAACUACAAGAAGCUCAUGAAGUACAAGCAGGACAUAUUAGACAACGUAAAGGACUACUCGCUACCUUUGCUCUGUGUCAACGUCUGGGAACACGCAUACAUUGUGGACUACGGUGUCACGGGCAAAGCAGAGUACUUGGAAAAAGUCUGGGAUAACAUUGACUGGAACGUUGUCAACUCAAGACUCUUCUCGAACAUUGAGAUGUAA
Pichia membranifaciens NRRL Y-2026 is the source of this 771-nucleotide messenger RNA. RefSeq lists its product as hypothetical. The record is from RefSeq and is a predicted model, not a curated record. Lineage: Eukaryota; Fungi; Ascomycota; Pichiomycetes; Pichiales; Pichiaceae. The transcript has a single exon. Bases 1 to 771 code for a protein of 256 amino acids. Gene Ontology annotation, biological process: superoxide metabolic process. Gene Ontology annotation, molecular function: superoxide dismutase activity; metal ion binding.